Molecule: messenger RNA, 4956 nt
Organism: Spirometra erinaceieuropaei
Lineage: Eukaryota; Metazoa; Platyhelminthes; Cestoda; Diphyllobothriidea; Diphyllobothriidae
Source: the annotation of a GenBank genome assembly
CGGAUCACCAACUUAAUGAGUUGGAGAGGACGUUUGAACGACAAAAAUACCUCAGCGUGCAGGACCGUAUGCAGCUGGCCGAAAAACUGCGUCUAUCGGAUAUGCAGGUGAAAACCUGGUACCAGAAUCGUAGGUGAGUCACAUGUGGGUACUUAUUGCGCAUAACAAGCCUGUCGUACCUAGUAUGCCAUGGUACGCAAUAACAUGCGCGUGAACUUGUCCAUAGUGGGACGGACUUGCGCUGCAUCUACUUCAUUCUCUCUAUCAGAUGGCACUCGGAGGUGGGCGCGGACACGGUUAUUGACAAAAUUGAACGACCGGCCACACGCAAUGUCAUCCCUACUCCAGACUACACUUGGGAGGGGGGGGUGACUCGAAGCUCAGUUUGGGGAGAAUACCAUAUUACUAAGGCGCCAUUAAAGAGUGACAUUCAAUCCCGGAUAGGGCAAGGAUUAAGUAUAUGCGCGGGGUAAGAAAAUGCUGACGACUGUCUAACAAGUUCUGCUUUACUGGCAGACGCAUACGUUCCACCUAGCAUUACUUCGAGUAUUUUUGACUACCUGACUGCUCCCCCCGCCAACCUAUUUUUAAAUAAUACAGUAGAUAUGCUCACUCAUGACAUGUCAACCAAAAUUUCGAAAUGCGUUUUCGUUUCGAAAAGAUAAAUUAAGUAGUGUUGUAAAACUAAUCAUGAUGCAGCAUAAAUCUAUAAUGAUCCAGUUACCUCAGGGUGUCGGCUUUCGAAAGAACUUAUUUUCGGCUGCAUGCAAGAACUUUACUCUGCCAAAAAUGACUACUUAAGUAGCAUGCAAUUUUCUCAUUGAUUUUCGAUGCCCUUGAAAACGCAAUCAUAUUUCAUGGAAAACAUGCAUAAAAGUAUUCAUUCCUUUACUUAUUCGGUAGAAAAUCACGUCUUCUUCCAAUUUCAUACUCAAAAGAAUAGUGUAAUUCGGUUUUAAAAAUUUUCUAAUCCCCGAAUAAUUUUGAACCCGACCUGCUGUUACACUUGCAUUCAGGGUUUCAAAACUACAAGCUGUAUAUUUUCCGCGUACGGAAAACCAUACAUUUCUCUACGGUGUUAAGAGGAGACCAUACGAGGUUCAUAAAAUUAAGCAGUGGAUUUGAGCAACAUUGUUAACUUUACAAGCCACAUUCGUAAAUGCAGAUACAUGACGUUUCAUGAACGGCCAUUUAACGGUAUUAAUAAAUCUCACAAUUAGAAACUUUUUGGAAACCGAAUUAUACUCUUCUUUUGAGUAUGAAAUUGGAAGAAGACGUGAUUUUCUACAGAAUAAAUAAAAGAAUGAAUACUUUUAUGCAUGGUUCCAUGAAAUAUAAUUGAAUUUUCAAGGGCAUCAAAACUCAAUGAGAAAAUUGCAUGCUACUUAGGUAGUCAUUUUUUGCAAAAUAUAGAUCUCGCAUGCAGCCGAAAAUAAGUUCUUUCGAAAGCCGAUACCCUGCCGUAACUGGAUCAUUAUAGAUUUAUGCUACAUCUUGAUUAGUUUUCCAACACCACUUAAUUUAUCUUUUCGAAACGAGAACGCAUUUCGAAAUUUUGGUUGACAUUUCAUGAGUUAGCACAUCUACUGUAAACUUUCCUCCUAGUUAACAAUUACGUGUGGGGGUGCAAAAAAAUGAAUCAGUGGAGAUUUUUCGGCAGCACCGAAUCCUUGGAACGGCAAAGGUCAGCAGAUGUCAUCUUGCCCGAUGCCCGUAAAGAUUUAAUUACAUUUUAUAGAAAACAUGCAUAAAAAUAUUCAUUCUUUUGUUGAUUCAGUAGCGAAUUACGGCUUCUCUCAAUUUUAUGCUCAAAGGAAGGAGAUACUUUGGUUUUUAACCAGUUUCUAAUUGUGAGACUUUUUAAGACCGUGAAAUGGCUGUUCACAAAACGUCAUGUCUUUGCAUUUACCACUGUGACUUGUUAAGGUAAUAAUAUGGUUCAAAUCCACUGUUAACUUUUAUGAACCCCGUACGGUCUCCUAUCAAUACUGUAGAGAAAUAUAUGGUUUUCCGUACGCGGAAAUUAUACGGCUUGUAGUUUGGGAACCCUGAAUGCAAGUGCAACGGCAGGUCGGGGUUCAAAAUUAUUCGGGAAUCGGAAACGUUUUGUAAAACCAAAUCAUCCACCUCACCCAGAUGACACUCGGAAGCGGGCGCGGAGACAGUUAUUGACACAAUUGAACAAUCGGCAUACAUGUGCCACACUUCAGGCUACAUUUGGGAGGGGUAGGCGGAUGGAAGGUCAUUUUGGGGAGAAUACCACGAAAACCAUAUGAAUAGGGCGCCAUUAAAGAGUGACAUUCAAUCCCGGCUAGGACCGAGGUAUCCCGUGAGUGGAUAACCUUCAGAACCAAGAUCGAGGGCGCAUCGCAUUUAUUGUAGCGAGGGGAGAGUCGGGUUCACUCUGUCUCUCUUGCAUGUCUUUUGCUCUGGCGGAUUGUCCAAGCCUGUCAACUGACAGACGUAACACGAAUUCGUCGUCUAUUGCCUGCAACACAUGCGCAUACGGCAUUUCACUCAUAGUGCCGAGGCUUGAGGGUCGCGUGACAACCGUUUCUGCACAUAUAGGCAAGUUCAUCGCUUGCAGAAACUACGGUCUGUAAAAAAACAAUAACUUGAGUGGCAUGAAUAGAACUUAUCGAUUUUCGAUGCUCUUAUAAAUUCUACCAUAUUGCAUAGAAAACAUGCAUAACAAUACUCUUUCUUGUACUCAGUUGGUAGGACGUUAGGUCUUCUUCAAAUUUUAUAAUCGAAGGAAGAGUACCACUCUGUUUUAAAAACCUUAUCAAUUGCUGAAUAAUUUUGAAUUUGACCUGUCCUCAUGUGAGCAGUCAGGGGUUCCAAACUACAAGUUGUAUUUCUUCCGCGUAAAAACUCAUGCAUUUUUCUAUGCUCUUAAAAAAGAUAUCAUAUAGAGCUCAUGAAAUCUUGCAAUGGAAGUGGAUCAUGUCAUCCACAUUGGAAGUAGCAUUAAUAAACGUGCGAAUGCGAUAAUGUAUGAUUGGUGUCCAAAAGAGGCAAAUUGCGGCUUCCUGAGAACGUAUAAAUGAGAGACUUUUCAAACCAAGUUUUUCUGCUGCUGGUUACUCAGCACUGCUAGUGCCUCAUGAUAUUUUGGGUAGCAGUUAAUGGGCUUCCCUCCACCAGGCAUAACUCAUCAUUUAUGCAAGGUCUUUCGAGUAAACACGCGAAUCUGGCCUUUUGGAAAUUGGAGAAACACGCGAAAACGCAGGUCGCUUCCCCAUAAUUAAGCUCAAUAUUAAAGCUUCUUAAAAAUAAGUAAACGGUGAAUCCAAAUGUAUGGUUUCCAAAAAAAUUCUCAUGCAAUGUCUGCGAGAUAAUUAACGAAACAGUGCUGCGCCAUAAAUAGAGUGUAAAACAUGCAAAACCAAAUAUUCUCAGGCAUCUUGUUAAGCCAUAAUUGGAAAUAUUUUUAAUGCAGCGGGUCGGAACCUCGACUGAUUAACCAAGAGGCUUAUUUAUUUUGCACCAGGACUUCGGGUCUAUUUCCGUGAGUUUUUGAAUACUUAGAGGGGUCCUCAACUAGAGAUAGGAAGAGCAAUGAAGCAAGGGACAACGAAGAGCCGACAGCUCGAACCUAAGGAUGACUUUAGAGCGUUCCGUACGAAGGCAGAGAGUUGAUAUGCCAGUUAAUUGAAUUCCGUCUUAAUACGUAUAACUGUCCGUAGCCGCAAAAUGAAGGGCGAUCAUCGUUUAAAAGACACGGGUCACACUUUUCGAACAUUUAUAGUUCUGCCAUACGAUGCGCUUUUGUGCAUGUACACGUGAUCCCAGCUGUCUUCUGGUAUGGCCUGCAUAAUAUUCAUCAUGGUCACUACAUGGGAUAUUGGAUAGUGCAUAGGAUUACUCAGUAGAGUCUGACCAGUCACUGAGUUUUCCGGCACAGCUGUGCUUUGGGAUGUCGCACCACAGGCACUGACGUCGAAAACGCACCUGUAGUUUUCGUAACUUUUUUAAAGGGCGACGCUGCUCGGCUUGAAACCAGUUCGGAAGUUAGGGUCUGUUUAACUUUCUGGUGCGGACACAUAUAGUUCAAUAUUCUCCGAUCUCAGAAGAAAACUCAGAAGGUAAACAAAAUCCGUAUAUUCUGUGUCUACUAGUUUUUACUCUUUUAAUUUUAUUCGUACAAAAACUCUUUUAGAGAUUUGAUUGAGUGUUUUACGGGUUUCUGGUAGGACAGGAGAAUAAGUCCUUCUGCACUGCAGGUGGCGCUGUCCCAAAUUCCAAGGGUAGAGUCAAGCUCAGGGUUGGAGUUAGGAUUAGGGCUAAGGUUUGAGUGGAAACCUUGAGACCAGACCAAUUUCAGGACGCCGAUUUGCACAUAUGGAGUUGCCAACCAUAACACUUUUUAAUUCUUCUCCCCGAGAAAGGACUAAAUGGAAACGGCAGGCCGCCGUGGGGAUGGAACUGCUGUCUGAAGUCAGCUCAGCCUCUCGUCUGAUGCAGCCCGUGAACCCCUGGACCGCGCCUCGAGCUGGUGUCCUUGGUGGCCAUUCGCCCUCACCCACCUUCUUUGACAGCGACUCCCGGCUAGAUCCGUUGCGCCUAUCAGAUUCCUCCCUAUCUUCGAUCAGACCGUCCGCUGAAGUCUGGAACAACUUUCACGGCGGGAUAACGGCCCCCUUCAGCGCCUUCAUGCAGUCCAAACCUAGCAGCACAAAGUACUGCGGGCCGGCCGUCUCGGAAACGCAAGAGACCGCACUUGGCGAAGGUGGUGGGGAAAGAUGUCCGGAGGUCUCAUCUAAGCAGUCCGUAUCGACGAUAGGUCCUGCGUGGAUGGCGCCUUUCCUGUCAGCGGGAUCUGACCUCCUCUCCAUCCUGUCCAGCAGUUCUGCGGAGAAUAAGCUGCCGCUGGACCUCCUAAAAUGUUUCCCAUGGCCUUCCAACGUUAAGACAAUUCCCUCUCUAACCGGAUGUUACACACCGGUAAACUGA